This is a messenger RNA of Paramecium sonneborni, 324 nucleotides long. The record is from the annotation of a GenBank genome assembly. NCBI's taxonomy places the organism in Eukaryota, Ciliophora, Oligohymenophorea, Peniculida, Parameciidae.
AUGAAGUAAUCCAAACACUUUUAAGAUUGUGAAAAAGCAAUGAAAGAUUGGUAAGAAUGGGCAGAGAACUAACAAAUGUAAUUUCAUAUUUAUAAUUUUAGACUAAAUCCAGAAGAACUACCUCCUCUACAGUUUACUCCUUAAGAUCAAAAAAACAAAAGCGCUUUCAAAUUGUUUAAGAUUGAUCAUAUUGUCGAAGUCAAAAAGUAGCAUCCAGAGUUUGGCUUCAAGGAGAGAUUAGAAACACUCAAACACAUGUGGCGGAAUCUCACAAAAGAUGAAAAGUUCAUAUAUGUUUAGAAAAGUAAACAAUUGAAAUUUUGA